Molecule: messenger RNA, 1290 nt
Organism: Metarhizium album ARSEF 1941
Lineage: Eukaryota; Fungi; Ascomycota; Sordariomycetes; Hypocreales; Clavicipitaceae
Product: C6 finger domain-containing protein
Exons: 2
Coding region: 1-1290 (429 amino acids)
Biological process (GO): regulation of transcription by RNA polymerase II
Molecular function (GO): DNA-binding transcription activator activity, RNA polymerase II-specific; zinc ion binding
Source: RefSeq, a predicted model, not a curated record
AUGGACCUCGAAACGCCCGGGGUGGACGAUACCGAGACCGUCGACACAAGCAUGUUCAGCCAGUAUACUCUAGGCUUGCGAUCUGGCGGGUCGCAUCGUGGUGUCAAGGUGAGCCACAAAAAGUCGAGGUAUGGCUGUAAGCGAUGCCGGACAAGACGCGUCAAGUGCAAUGAGCAGAAACCAGUCUGUGAUAAUUGCAAGCGGCAUCGGUCAGAGUGCAUCUAUGAUCGCGUGCCGCCCCUGACCACACCAGUUAUUUCUCCUGCUCCUUUUCGCCCCGAGUCCGCGGAGGCUCGCGUUGCCGCCGCCAUUGCCCGCAAUAUCGAGAACUCACAUCUAUCUGAUCCUCCAGAAUCACGAGAGCGCCGCAUUCUGGAAACAAGGUUAAUGUAUCAAUAUGCAACUUCGACCGGCGCCACCAUUGCCAUUGACGACAAGGCCAAGGGGCUGUAUGUGAACAUGGUCCCAAGGCUGGCCCUCACCUCGGACGCUUUGUUGUAUUGCAUGUACUCGCUUGCUGCUUUGCAUUGCAAGGUUGUUGGUGACCUCAUGGGUCUCGUCAGUCGUGACGCUCAUCGAAAGUACCUCUCCAUGGGUCUGCGCGAGCAUAACCUAGCCAUUACCAACAUAAACCCAGAGACCGCGGACGCAAUAUGUUUGACCUCGACUCUCCUCCGAUGCUGCUCCUUCAUCUUGCUACAGGAUCGCGCGCGCCAGCCAUAUACCCCGCCAGUCGAGUGGUUGAUGAUGAAUGCGAGUACAAAGGCCAUAGUGGCCACAGCAUUUGACCUGCCCGGAGGCAAGGAAAAGUCUGUCGCCGCCAUGAUGGUCGGUUUCUCACCUCUCGUAUCCAACGAGCAAAUGCGAUUUGAUCCGGCUCAGAGACGUGGAUUAGAAUUAUUACUACGAAGAGACGACAUUCGCGAUGCGACGGAGCCUUGGGACCCCGAGUCCCAAGAUGCGUUUGAAUCUACACUUAGCUAUUUGGGCGGGGCGAUUGAAACGGCACGAGCUGGGGAUAGACACGACGGCCUCCGACGGCUCAUUAUAUUUCCCAUGUUAGUAAAGGGAAGGUUUAUAGAAUUGGUUCAGGAAGGGCAACCUCGCGCAACCGUCUUUCUGGCGUAUUAUUUUGCUCUUUUGGCUCUACAUAAGGACAGAUGGUGGAUCGGAGAAGCAGGGGCUCAUGAAGUACGAGAAAUGGCGGCCCAUUUCACUGGCCAUUGGCGAGCACUGUUGAAUUGGCCGUUAAGAGUUGUCGAAACGGGCGAGAUCCCUCCACUUGGCUGA